Molecule: messenger RNA, 1740 nt
Organism: Cuscuta europaea
Lineage: Eukaryota; Viridiplantae; Streptophyta; Magnoliopsida; Solanales; Convolvulaceae
Source: the annotation of a GenBank genome assembly
UUAUUCUUUAAGAAAAAGACAUUAAUCUCCCUCUGGGAGUCUGGGUCGACAAUUCAUCAUUAUCUCCCCGUAUCUCAUGUCAGGUGUCAUCUUCCUCCCUAUCCCUGAAUGAGCACAAUUGCAGACAUGUAAUGGAUCUUCUAUCAUCAACUCCGUCUUAUUUUCUUAUUGUCGAGUCAUUCCCAAUCUCAGGCUCCAUACCCAAAAAUAUCUAUUCAAGGUGAAUCCAACCAUUCACAUCCAUGACCCGACCUGAAACCCUGUAAGAACUAAGAAAAUCCCAGAAAGCCCAGGACAAGAAUUCUCAGUUUACAGUAUACAAGGAAAUGGCUACCUUGGUUGAUCCUCCGAAUGGAAUUAUGACUCCUGGGAAGCAUUACUAUUCAAUGUGGCAAACGUUGUUUGAGAUAGACACGAAGUAUGUGCCAAUCAAACCUAUUGGCCGAGGAGCAUAUGGCAUUGUGUGCUCAUCCAUUAACAAAGAAACUAACGAAAGGGUUGCCAUUAAGAAGAUACACAAUGCCUUUGAGAAUCGUGUUGAUGCACUUAGGACUUUGCGGGAACUGAAGCUUCUUCGCCACCUAAGACAUGUGAAUGUGAUUGCUCUUAAAGAUGUCAUGUUGCCUAUUCACAAGAGAAGUUUUAGGGAUGUUUAUCUUGUUUAUGAACUUAUGGACACGGAUUUGCAUCAGAUCAUUAAGUCCUCCCAGGCCCUCACUGGUGACCAUUGCCAAUAUUUCUUGUUCCAGUUGCUUCGAGGCCUGAAGUAUCUCCACUCUGCAAAUAUUCUUCACCGCGACUUGAAGCCCGGGAACCUGCUAAUAAAUGCCAACUGUGAUUUGAAAAUAUGUGAUUUCGGGCUCGCACGCACAAGCAGUGGUAAAGACCAGUUCAUGACGGAGUAUGUGGUCACCCGUUGGUAUCGGGCACCAGAGCUUCUCCUCUGCUGUGACAAUUACGGAACAUCCAUUGAUGUUUGGUCGGUCGGGUGUAUAUUUGCUGAGUUGUUGGGGAGGAAGCCAAUUUUCCCAGGGACCGAAUGCCUUAACCAACUGAAACUCAUCAUCAACAUCCUUGGAAGCCAGAGCGAAGAGGAUCUUGAAUUCAUUGACAACCUUAAGGCCAAGAGGUACAUUAAAUCCCUUCCCUACUCUCCAAAAAUACCACUUUCCCGAAUUUACCCAAAUGCCCAUCCGUUGGCGAUCGAUCUGCUGCAGAAGAUGCUCGUGUUUGAUCCUUCAAAGAGAAUUAGUGUCAGUGAGGCACUUCAACACCCUUACAUGUCUUCUUUGUGUGAUCCGAAUUGUGACCCACCUGCUGAGGUCCCUAUAAAUCUUGAUAUAGACGAGGAUUUAGCAGAGGAAACGAUCAGAGAAAUGAUGUGGUCGGAGAUCCUACAUUACCAUCCAGAAGAAGAUUCAAUUCAUCAGCAUCAGUGAUAAGCAAUAUGGAUUAAAGUUAGUUGUGUGAGUUGUUUGAUUUCCUAAGAGUAUUAUUGUUAAUGUUAUCUUAUUCCAAUUAACAAUAAGCGGUAACUUGUUGGAGCUGUAAUUUCUUGUAUGCGUGGAUGCCAUGCAACUUGUAGUCUUCUUGUACAUAAGUUGUGAUUUCCUUCUUCUAUCUUAAUAAAAACAUGUUAAGUUUUAGUUUCGAGUGUGGAUAAAUGACUCUUAUGUACUCCCUCCGUCCCGCAAAGAAGUUCCCGCUUUUCUUUUUUUGCAGUCCAAAAAAGAAGUUCCU